This is a messenger RNA of Clavispora lusitaniae ATCC 42720, 3438 nucleotides long. RefSeq names its product Iqg1p (gene IQG1). Gene Ontology annotation, molecular function: actin filament binding; calmodulin binding; GTPase activator activity. Lineage: Eukaryota; Fungi; Ascomycota; Pichiomycetes; Serinales; Metschnikowiaceae. The record is from RefSeq and is a predicted model, not a curated record. Gene Ontology annotation, cellular component: mitotic actomyosin contractile ring; cell cortex. Gene Ontology annotation, biological process: mitotic actomyosin contractile ring assembly actin filament organization; regulation of GTPase activity.
AUGUUUGUGGAUAAAAUCAUGUUGAAAUCAUACGAUAGUGAAUUGACACAACUCUAUGCGAUUAUUCGAGCAAACUUGACAAGGAAAAGAACCGUACAUCGCCAUAGGGAUGAAUUACUUUGCUAUUCAGACAAUGUAAGAAAUUUGCAGGCUUUGGCAAGAGGUAAGAUCAUCAGAAAGUUCCUUAAUUAUGAGUUUGAUGAGUCAGCUACGGCUUCAAUCAGCAAGCUUCAAUCACUUAUACGUGCAACUAAAAUAAGGGAGUCUUACUACCUUAAAAAGCUGGCAUUGAGCCGAUAUGAAGCUCAGAUUUCUGCAUUCCAAAGUCGCAUACGGGCAAAGGAUACUUACUUUAGAGCCUCUACACUUGCUACAAACAGAGAUCGUAUUGAAGACAGUAUCGUGGUUAUUCAGUCCAACAUUCGCAGGUUUCUCUAUCAGAAACACACAAACAAAACAAUCGUCUCGAAAUUGCUGGGUAGUGAAGGAAUAACUCAAUUGCAAUCCAUUAUAAGAGGAGGGAAGGUCAGAAAUGAAGUGCGUUACUAUCUUAGAAACAUUAGCAAACUACGCUAUGAAAUACGAGAGAUUCAGAGCAUAGCUAGAGGAGGAAUAUUGCGGACUCGUCUUUGCAAUAAUGUAUUGAUCACAUUGAUGGGAGAAGACAUUAAAAUGAAUGAGCUAUUUGCCAAGGUCAGAGGAAACAAUGUUAGAAGGGUCAUGAACUAUAAGAAAUCCGUGUUGGAAUGUGUAUCGAAGUCUGAAAUUAUCCCUAUUCAGUCUAUGUUCAGGGGCAUUCUUUUCCGUUUCUAUAGAGAUGAGGAUUUGGAAUGUAUUUAUGAACAGAUUGAUAGCAUAACCACUUUGCAAUCUAAGAUCAGAGCCAACUUUGUUACCUCCGAAUUGAAAACCAUGAUGGAUUACUACAAUCGCAAUGUUAAUUUGGUCAUUAAAGCCCAAUCUUACCUCAAGAGUAAAUAUACUCAGAAUGCCUACAAGUCAUUAAUCAACAUGAAGAGCCCACCUCUCAGUGUUGUGAGAAAAUUUGCCCAUCUUCUUUCUGAUAGUGGCCUGGAUUUUCAAGAAGAAAUGGAGUUGGCAAACCUCAAAGAUAAAAUUUUUGAGAAAUCAAAGAACAAUGAAGAGUUGGAACUGCAAAUUGAAAAUUUGGAUAUCAAAUUGAGCUUAUUGGACAAAAACAAAAUCACAAUUGAAGAGUUCAUGAAACACAAUCAUAAAUUUAAGACUUACAAACCCAUUAUGUCGAAGAACGUUGGCACAAAUGGUUUAGAUAAGCUUAGCUCCUCUGCGAAAAAGAGAAUAGAGCUCUAUCUGUCUAUGUUGUAUUUUUUGCAGACCAAGGCAUCCUACUGGAUACGUCUUUAUGAAGAGCAUCCAUCCAGAAACAAGGAUAAAUUUACUACCAAAUUGCAAGACAAUAUUCUUCUGGUUUUCCCUCUCGCGCAAGGUACAAUCAACUCGCAUUCAAGAGUCGAAUAUUUCUUUUUGAAGUUUGUCAGUUCAUUGAUGGAGUUAGAUAUCAAAUACUGCCAAAAUGUUGCUGAUAUCACAAAAAUGAAAAACGCCUUCUGGAUUGAUUUUCUUGUUGACUUUCAUAGUCAUUCUUACCAAAGAAUGCAUUUGAAGUCAUUGAUAGGCAAGGUUGUAGAAGCCAUUAUUGAUGAUGAUGAAUUAUCUUUUGAGUCAGAUCCAGCCAAAAUCUAUAGCCAAUUGAGGGAGCAAGAUAUUCGAGCAUAUGGUUCCUCUGUCAUGGAUGAAGGCGUCACUGCUCAAGAAGCAAUAAAGGACCCCAGAGUCUCAAGUGCCUUUGUUAGUAACUUGAUGGCUUUGAGAGAUGCUACAACGGACACUGUUGAAAUGUUACGUUUAACAAUAGACAAACUUCCGGUGCAUAUACGGUUCUUGGCCAAAAAAGCAUACAUGGUUUCUCAGCUUCAUUUUCCUGAUCAGAGCGAUAAGCAUCACUUGGCAGUUGCGGGCGCAGUGUUCAUAAAACACUACAUUGGAUCUAUCUUCCAUUUACCGGAAAAUUAUGGCUUCUCCACAAAACGUGCGUUUGGCUCACGCCCAGAAUACAUGGCGGUCAAUAAUUUGAGGUACUUAAACAGGGUUUUGUUGCAAGUCUUCUCGAUGAAGCCUUUUAGCGACAACUUCAUGAAACCCCUCAAUGACUAUGUCACCUCAUGCACAGAAAACACAAGGUCUCUUAUUCGUGAAAUAAUCAAUGUCAAAGAUUUGGAAGCAGAAUAUGAGAUGAAUGAGUACGAUGACAUAGUUGCUCACGAAAGACCUCAAUUGACCAUGAGAGUUGCCGAUAUGAUUUCCAUUGAAAAAUUGGUUCGUCCUAACAUUGACAUUAUGGCACCAAGUGCUGAUGAUCAACUUCGUUCUGUUGCUGAAAAGUUGCGGGAGUUGAAUGAUGCAGCAGAUGAUUAUGUCAGCUUAACAGAGAUGGGAAGCUAUACCUUAACUUUGAGUCCUGUUACCAAGGAAGAUUCAGUGGCAGACUCUAAAGCUAAAACUUUGUUUACACAAGCAAAGAGAUGCUUACUAUACAUGAUACGAGUUGAAGAAGGUGAUGACUUGUUAGAGUUAUUUAUUCAUGGUAUAAAACCAGUUCACGAAGUUACAUUUAAAGAAAUUAUAGCUUCGGAAGCUGACCUGAGUAAGCCUUCGGAGGCAAAUCCAUACAGGGCAUCAUACUUGGGGGAUAUGCCCAACAUGACCUAUGUUGAACUUAAGAAAUUGGCACUAAAGGUUAUUCUUCAGUUGGAGAGAAUGGGACAGGUUUCUAGAAAGGAUUCGUUUCAAGAGCUUUUGAACCAAAUCGUGGUAGAUAUCAAAACGAAAGACAAGCAGAGGAUAAAUAGGAAGGAGCAAAUGGAAAUUGCAAGACAGACUGUUCGCAAGUUGGAGGAAAAGGAACGGUUCUUGAAGAGACAGUUGGGAGAUUAUAAUACGCAUAUUGAUGAAGUGCUUGACCAAUUGCAACUCAGGCCAAAGGAAAAGAAAAUCUUCAACAUCAUUCCUGUUUUCAGCAAACAAUAUUUUUACCAUCGCCAAUUGAAAAAGAACAACAGACUUCCUAAAUUUGGCUCAUACAGAUACUCUGCAAAGAAACUUCUUGAGCAAAAUGUGAUUCGAGACCUUGGAGGGGCACUUCAGGAAAGGUUCGCCACUUCAUCUAAGCUCCAUUUCAUGUUCAGUUGUCACAAACUGGGUGCAUUCGUUAUUGAGGCUGCAGAUGGCCUUGCAACUAUACCAGGAGCAUGCACUACGAUUACAUUGGAUCAGUUGUUGGAUCAUCAAUAUGAAAAGAAAAAGUACUGGGAAAUGUUCAAUGGAAUGGCCGCGUUUGAAACCGAAAACCUCGCAUCCUUGAUCUUCAGAAAGUUUUAUGAUAUCAAGAAAGAUUAA